Nothobranchius furzeri (turquoise killifish) is the source of this 1422-nucleotide messenger RNA. RefSeq names its product ankyrin repeat domain 53 (gene ankrd53). Gene Ontology annotation, molecular function: protein binding. Gene Ontology annotation, biological process: mitotic metaphase chromosome alignment; positive regulation of microtubule polymerization; regulation of mitotic cytokinesis. Gene Ontology annotation, cellular component: spindle pole. The record is from RefSeq and is a predicted model, not a curated record. NCBI's taxonomy places the organism in Eukaryota, Metazoa, Chordata, Actinopteri, Cyprinodontiformes, Nothobranchiidae.
UCAAAAGAAGAACUAGCUAAAACAGUUAUUUAUGUUUUAUUUAGCUAACUAAAUUAUGAAACUAGAUUAUGAAGAAUUUAAGUCAAAGCUUCUACCUGUUAGGCCAACGAGACAGUUUCUUCUUUUAUUUACCUUCAGAACAAAAAAGGGGAUCGUUUCCGUGUUUCCUCGUUUCCAUGGCAACCACAAAUACGUGAAAAUGAUCAGAAAACAAAGACGUGGCCCACGUAAAAUCAGGAAGUUGCCCACCAAGGCUCCAUCGGUGGAGCAGAUGUUGCCAGAUGUCACUGCUGAGGUCCCAGGGUUGCCUGACGAGUACAUGAGCGCUCUUCAUGCAGCCUGUGUUCAUGGGCAGCUGGCUACUGUGCAGGUCCUGGUGGAAUCCAGGCCAUGGUGGGUAAACAUCAGUGAUUCCCAGGGCCGCCAGCCCCUUCACAUGGCCCUGUCAUGCCACGCAUCCCCCAACACCCACACUUGUCUCAGAUACCUGCUGGCGCACGAAGCUGAUGUCAAUGCCACCACUGAUUCAGGUCAGACCCCACUCCACCUAGCUGCCUCAGAAGGCCUCCUGGAAUGUGUAGAAAUCCUCGUGAAAGCAGGAGCAGACGUGCUGGCAAAGGACAGCAUGGGACUUACACCUCUAGAUACGGCACGCAUCUUGUGCCACAGGAAAGUAGCGAGAUAUCUAAAAACCAGUCUGUGGCAGGCUAAUAAGAAGAGGGAACUGGAGGAGAGGAUACUGGCUCAGGCAUUAUACAGAGACCUCAUGAAUAAAGUCAAACAGACUGAUCCCAGUAGACAGGCACUCAUUGAUGAAAAAGUGGCAGACUGGGCAAAGAAGAAAGGCUUGCCUCUUUUGAAGGAUUUGACCCCCAGGGUGCAGGCAAGCAAAUACCACAGCCAGUGUCUCCUGCCAGACCAGAGUGCUUUUAAACCAAAGCAAACCAAGAACCAUCCAGGAGACCCUCUGAAGAACAAAAGCUCCUUCACUAAACAACCAGCAGCCUCAUACAGCAGUCCCUGGUCCAUCUUUAUUGGCCACCAACCAGAGGAACCCCUCACAGAGCCAGACCUCAGGGACAGCGUCACAUUGUGGAUGGACAGGAGGAACCAGAAGCUUCAGUAUGUCACUAAGUGGGAGGGUUCACCCCGUCCCACCCCCAACCUGCCUCUGGAUGUUGUUGAGAGGGUGUUGUUCCCCAGAGCCUUCCCUUCUAGGAUCGCCACGCCUCACUGCUUUGAGCCACUGAACAUCGACGAGGUCCAACAUCGAAGAUGUCCUCAGGGAUGGAGCACCUCCCCCUGGACGGAGGUGGCCAUGCACCUGGCUGAAGUGCUGGAGCCAGGUCACUACUGAGCUUCCGAGUAGGUGCUGAAGGAAUUCCAAUUAGAGCUGACAACAAAUAAACAAUGUAAAACAAA